AUGAUCAACCUGCUCGUCGUCCUAUUAGUCCUGUUCAUUCUGGCCCUCUUCCUCGUCGGCGGACUGCUGUUCAUGCGCGCACGGAGAAGAGCUCGCAAGGCAGCAGAGUUGCCAGUCUACGAAGAGAAGCGUCUUUCGACCUCGUCGUCUGUCUCUACACACCGCCGUGUCAUGGUUCGACCUUCAGAGUCGGUCUACGUCUACCAAGAGAAGCAAAAUCUCAUCGACAACUCCAAUAGCCCACCGCAGAGCCCGCAAGUACCCGAGAUCCACAUCACACUCCCAGAGGAGUACGAUGCUGCUGGCAAGCGACAAUCAGGCCGUGUGGUUGUGGUCCACGUUGGCGACAGCGGAGUUGGCAUGGAACCAGCAGAGGGCCUGCCAGCGUACGAGAAGGAGGAGGGCGGACGCUUCCAAUCGAUAGACCUCGAGAGAGUCGGCGGUCUGGUCGAAAAGGCGAGGAAUGCCCCCAGCAAGGAGUUCCAAUAA
Zasmidium cellare ATCC 36951 is the source of this 489-nucleotide messenger RNA. RefSeq lists its product as uncharacterized. The transcript has a single exon. The coding region runs from base 1 to 489 and encodes 162 amino acids. NCBI's taxonomy places the organism in Eukaryota, Fungi, Ascomycota, Dothideomycetes, Mycosphaerellales, Mycosphaerellaceae. The record is from RefSeq and is a predicted model, not a curated record.